This is a messenger RNA of Plasmodium gallinaceum, 1245 nucleotides long. Its product is annotated as conserved Plasmodium protein, unknown function. Lineage: Eukaryota; Apicomplexa; Aconoidasida; Haemosporida; Plasmodiidae. The record is from RefSeq and is a predicted model, not a curated record. The transcript has a single exon. Bases 1 to 1245 code for a protein of 414 amino acids.
AUGAAACAUAGCAAAUUUUUAUUAAAUGUUUAUAUUUUUUCUUUAUUUUUUCUACUAAAUAACAAAAUAAAAUGCCAAACAUUUUUACCAGUGUCUUAUCCAACACAUCACUUAUAUUCGUUUGAAAAAUUAACACCCCAUGAUAUAAGAAGUAAUUUAAAAAGAACAAUAUCAAAUUUUAUAACUACAAAAUUAGAAAAUAUUAAAAAUAAAUUCCAAAAAAAUGAUAAAAAUAAUGAUAUAAAAAAUGAAUAUGAAACAUCUUUAGAAGAUCAAAUAAAAUCACUACUGCAACAAGCAAAAAAUAAAAGAACUUUAUCUAAAAAAAUAAAAGAAUCAUAUGAUCGUGCUUUAAAAAAUUUAAAAAAGAAACAAAGCGGAGUUGAUGAAGAAAAAAUAAUAAAAAUUCUAGAACAUAAUUUAGAACAAAUAAAUUACCUUAAUAAAAAAUCCCAUUACUUAGAAAAAAAAGCAGAAUAUUUAAAAAAAAACUUAGAAAAUACAAAUAAUGAAAAUUCUAAACAAAAUAAUAAUUGUAAUAUUUCCAAAACUGGAAAAUUAAAGUUUGUUACUUCAUCUAAUGGUUUAAAACAUUCUAUUAAUAAUGUUCAAGGAAAUAUUAACCAAAAUGGUUUUACAAUAUUUCAUAAAAAUAAAAAAAAAAUGAUGUACUAUUGGAAUAUUAUUGAAUUACCUAUUAAAGUUAUCGGAAGUAUUGAACAAUGUUUUUUUUUUAUUUACAGAAAUAAUAAUCAAAUUUUCUGUACAGAUAAUAAACUAAAAAGUCAUUCGUGGAUAAAUAGUUUGAGUGAAGCAUCUCUUUGUUAUAAUUUUGGAAUUAAAGGAAUUAUAAUAAAUAAUAAUAUUAUCAAUGAUAAAUUAAUUAAAAAAAAUAAAAUUAAUGAAAAUAUUUUAACUGUUGAUAUUAAACCUGAAGAAAACUCAACUCGUAUUUUAGUUAAUGAUGUAGAACAAAAAUUAGAAAAUAACAAUGGUGUAAUUAAUUUAAAUAAAAUUAAAAAAAAAAUUGAAGAUGAAAAGAAAAUAAACAAAAAAUCAGAAAUAAUUAAUGGGAUUAACGAUAAAAAAGAGAGUCAAAAAGAAAAUAGUGAUGAAAAUAAAGAAAAUGAUAAAAAUAAAGAAAAUGAUAAAAAUAAAGAAAAUGAUAAAAAUAAAGAAGAUGAUAAAAAUAAAGAAGAUGAUGAAAAUGAAGAAGAUGAUGAAAAUGAAGAAGAUGAUGAAUAA